AUGGAUUCCUCAAAGCGUACGUCGUCAUCAUCGUUGUCAUCACUGCACUCCGAGCUACUAGAAGAAAUAUUAUGCAGGGUUCCCGCAGAAGCUAUCAUGCGAUCAAAACCGACGUGCAAGCAAUGGAACGAUCUCAUCAAGGCUCUCCCCACCAACAAGACGUUCAUCUAUAAACAUUUGGAUCGCUCCUCCUCCGACUCCUCCUCGAAAAGAUUCAUAAGAACCAGUGAUUCCUCCGUACGCAUCAUUGAUCCGGUGACCAAAGAACGUUCAACAUCACCAAUGCCAGCGGAGUUUCAAGAAUCAAAUAAAGUCCAUACGAUACUUCAAUGCGACGGACUCGUCUUGUGUAUACGUCGUUAUUAUUCGCUAAUCAGCCAACCAAGACGCCCCCACAUCGCGAUUUGGAAUCCUCUUUUGAGGAGAGCCAAAUGGAUUGCUCCCUCAGGAGGUUUGUUGCCUAACAGUGUGUAUGGAAUGGGAUACAAGACUCGAGAGGAGGACGGUUACAAGAUCGUACGGUUUUCUAACAGCUGGUUCAAGGUUGGUGAAGGUGAUACACAGGUUGAGGUUUACGAGUUCAAGAAUAGUUCAUGGAGGACUCUUGAUCAUGUCAAGGUUGAUGUGCCAGUAGUAGAUAGCCAAGGUGUGGCUGUGAUGGGCAACAUGUACUGGCUUACUGAGAAGAAUGGCAUUCUAGGUUUUGAUUUCACAGCGGAAACAUUCAAGGACGUAUGCUCAUGUCCUCCUCUCUUUUUUGGUCAUCGUCGUUACUUAAGCUGUUUCCGUGAAGAUGAUAGACUGUCUUUGCUACAGCAAGCGGAAGAAUCAAAGAAGAUUCAGGUGUGGCUUUCAAACAACUUAGCUGAUGAGAGUGUCUCCUUUACUAGAUAUUUAAGUGUUGACAAACCGGGUCUUCCUGCGUUAAAGCUCUAUGAAUCUAUACAUCAUCCGGUCUACUGCUUUGUCAAGCCUAGAAGUAUGUUCGCCUUGUAUGAGGGAGAUGAAGGAGAUGGUGUUACGUUUACUACUUACGGCAUUAUUUGUGAAAUUGAUGAGGGUGGGCUAAGAAACCAAACUGAGACUGAGACAGAACGAAUCUAUGGGCGUCUCAGGUACCCCAUCUUUUGUGGCCAUGUGUAUGUUCCAAGUUUUGUCCCUCUUCCAUGA
This is a messenger RNA of Brassica rapa (field mustard), 1170 nucleotides long. Its product is annotated as F-box protein At3g08750-like. Gene Ontology annotation, molecular function: protein binding. The record is from RefSeq and is a predicted model, not a curated record. Lineage: Eukaryota; Viridiplantae; Streptophyta; Magnoliopsida; Brassicales; Brassicaceae.